CUCUUGCUUUCUUUUGUUUCCUUUGUUUGUUGCUUGAAUAAAAAUCCCUAAAGAUGCUUGUCUAUUUUGUGUAAGCAUAGAUGAUGUGGUAUGAGUAGUUGUGCAUUAGAAGACCUUGUGAAAUACAACACUAGGGCAUCAUAAGAUUAUAAAUCGAUACUAAGAUCAAGGGGGCAAUGGAAGAACAAAUGUUCUAUGAUUUCUUGAUGUUCCCAGUAAGCGGGACAGCAAUUAAGGUCAUUUACAUCUUGGGAUUGAAAGUACCACUGUUAUGGGACAAUCCAAGUACCACAUCGGUAAUACAAGAGAAGAAACCCUUGUAUAUUAGAGUCCACCAAGCCCAAUUAGUACAAGGCAUUUUGGGGAGGACACCCAAGAGUAAAACUGUGUUGGCUUGGCCCAAAGCGGACAAUAUCGUACUAAUUGAGCUGCCCGGUUUCGACAAGUGGUAUCAGAGCCUGGUUCGGCGAAUCUGGGGCGGUGGAUGUCAGUUUGGUGGGACCCUCAUUCGGUGGCCUCAAGAUUUGAUAUCUGCGUUUGUCUAGCGGGUCAAAGGUGAUUCGCAUAUGUUUGGUGGAUCCAGGAGAGAUCCACGUUUGGGCUUUGGCGGAUAAAAAGAGAGUUCCGCGUCUGGUAAAGUCCUUGUACCGAGAAGCCCAUCAAUACAAGGCGUUUGGCAGAUCAAGAUAAUCGCUGACAUGAGGACACAAAGUUCGUGGUCCUUGUCUUGAGGGGAGGAUUGUUAUGGGACAAUCAAGUACCACAUAGGUAAUACAAGGGAAGGAACCCUUGUAUAUUAGAGUCCACCCACUUGUCAUACCGGGGUGCUUAAUUAGUACGAAAUUGUCCGCUUUGGGCCAAGCCCGCACGGUUUUACUCUUGGGUGUCAUCCCCAAAAGGCCUCGUACUAAUUAGGCCAGGUGGACUCUUAUAUACAAGGGUUCCUUCCCUUGUAUUACCAAUGUGGUACUCGGAUUGUUCCAUAACAUUCCUCCCCUCAAGACAAGGACCACGAACUUCGUGUCCUCACCUCAGCGAUUAUCUUGAUCUGCAAGACACCUUGUAUCGAUGGGCUUCUCGGUAUAAGGAUUUUCUCAGACGCGGACCUCCCUUGAUCCGCCAAAGCCCAAACGUGGAUCUCUCCUGGAUCCACCAAACAGACGCGAAUCACCUUUGACCCGCUAGACAAACGCAGAUCUCAAAUCCUGGGGCCACCAAAUGAGGGUCCCACCAAACUAAUGUCCACCGCCCCAGAUUCGCCAAACCAGGCUCUGAUACCACUUGUCCAAACCGGGCAGCUCAAUUAGUACGAUAUUUCCCGCUUUGGGCCAAGCCCGCACGGUUUUACUCUUUGGUGUCCUCCCCAAAAGACCUCGUACUAAUUGGGCUAGGUGGACUCUAAUAUACAAGGGUUCCUUCCCUUGUAUUAUCGAUGUGGUACUUGGAUUGUCUCAUAACAACCUCCAUAGUUGGCAAUACCACUUUUAGACACUGCCAGAGGAAAAUUUUCAAUUCAGGGGGAUAUUAGUCACCGAAGUUCUCCUCUAGAUUGGGGUGUCAAUAAUAGAAGUUGAUGGUUUGCGACUAGAAAUUAGAAUUGACUCUGAAGCGAGGUUGUAGCCCGUUUUAACUAGAUAAACGAUUCUAGUAAAAUGCCAUAUUCGCUUAUCUUCUUGGGGAAGAUGGGGGAUGGAGAUUUUGCAGAUAAUGUCGAUCGUCUUACUUUCAAAGCAAUAUUUCAAUCUUUGGGACAUUUCUAAUCCUUCUUGAAUGAAGGAAAUCCUUUGUGAUCCAUUAGUGACCAACAGUCUUAAAGAUGAGACUGUGGUUUUAUCUGCGAGGACCCAUUUAUUCGAGAAGACGUCUAUAUUCUUAACAUUCCUAAUUUGCUAACGUAGUCCUUGUAGCAGUAAUUCUCAUCUAAACAAAAUGAUUCUCCAAUCCCACGAAGGGUUUGACCCAAUUGGGUAUUUGGAAUCGAAUUUUGGUUGAAGUAACAACUUUUAUAAAUUAAGCUGAGCAGGGAAUUUGGACUCAUCCAAAUGCACCAACAAAGCUUUGAUAGGAGAGCUUCAUUAAAAGCUCUAAAAUCCCAAAAUUCCAGUCCACCAUAGAAUUUACUCUUGGCUAAUCCCUUCCAAGGUACCCAACGGAUUGGAUGAUCAUAAUUAGUAGAGGUGGCCCAUCGAAAUUUGGCUUUUAUAAAUUAGAACUAGUUUGGCACAACUGUAGCUUUUACAAAAACAAACUUCUCACUGGAGCUUUUAACCUCAUUUAAAUCUAAUGACUCCAAUCAAUCUAAUUUAAUGGA
Messenger RNA from Linum trigynum, 2311 nucleotides. The record is from the annotation of a GenBank genome assembly. Lineage: Eukaryota; Viridiplantae; Streptophyta; Magnoliopsida; Malpighiales; Linaceae.